Molecule: messenger RNA, 1024 nt
Organism: Arabidopsis arenosa
Lineage: Eukaryota; Viridiplantae; Streptophyta; Magnoliopsida; Brassicales; Brassicaceae
Source: the annotation of a GenBank genome assembly
AAAACUCAUCUAACUGAAAUCGUGAUAUGUGGUCAUUAUAACAAGCGAAUCACACGUUUCUUCAUUCUUCUUCUUCUUCAUAUCUCCCUUGGUCACAACCUCUAAACUAUUCUGCAGACAGAAAAAGUUAUGGCAACUUCUUCGAUCACUAUCCCGACCAUGAGAACUCCGAUUCAUCGAUCGAAAUUUCUAGGCCAAACCCAUCAAUUCUCAACUGCAAACCAGUCGAUUUUCCCGCCUCCGAAACAGCAAUCAAAAGUUUAUCAAGUAAAGGCCAUGGGUAAAUUCAAUCUAUGGGAGGUGAUGGGAGGAAGAGGAUUAUGCAACGGAGAGAAAGGUAUUGAGAAGGAGCUCAAGAGGAACAUUGAAGACGGGGAAGACACAUCAAAGGCUGAUGAUAACGAGACGGAGAAAGAGAGCGAUGACAGUAACUUGUCGUUUAAAGUACCUGAAGGUGGUUUUGACAAAGAGAUGAUGGGUCUCACAGGAGGAUUUCCCGGUGGCGAAAAGGGAUUGCAAACGUUCAUUGAAAAGAACCCACCACCUCCUCCGACGCCACCACCUGCAAAACGAGGAACCGAUGCAUCUGCAGUUGUUACAGAUAAGAAGCCGAAAGCGCCCGAGCUACCCCUUCUCAUGCCGGGGAUGAUUGCUAUAGUCAAGAACCGGAACAGCCCGUAUCACAUGUAUUGUGGGAUUGUGCAGAGGAUCACUGAUGGAAAAGCUGGUGUCUUGUUCGAAGGAGGAAACUGGGACCGUCUCAUUACUUUCAGGCUUGAAGAGCUCGAGCGAAGAGAGAAAGGUCCACCGGGUAAGAAUCCAAAGUCUUGUAUUCUUGAGCCUCUUAUCGAACAGAUGCAAAAGGACGAGGCAGCACCAUAAGUGAUCUUCUCUUCUUUGUAUGUAAGUUCCUGUGAAUGUAUAUGUAACGUACGUACCUUUGCGUUUAGGCUACGAGAUUUCUGACUGGUUCUAAAAGAGCUUCAUCAUGUGAUAUAAGAAAUAAUAAACGAUGAAUUUCAAC